Mesocestoides corti is the source of this 570-nucleotide messenger RNA. The record is from the annotation of a GenBank genome assembly. NCBI's taxonomy places the organism in Eukaryota, Metazoa, Platyhelminthes, Cestoda, Cyclophyllidea, Mesocestoididae.
AUGUCAGCCAAGCCUCCCACGAGUGAGGAACAGUUGCUCCAGCAAAUUGAGAAACUCCAAGUCAUCGCCCGACUACUAACGUUCCGAGCAUGUCGUUCAGAGGAGAUUAACAAGAAGUCCGAUCUGGCUGUCAAGAAGAUGCAGCAGAACAAAGUCCAGUUGAAGCAGCAGUCGCAAAUGGUCGUGGACGAUCUGGAGCAGGUCAUUUUCGCCAUUCUGACGUCCCUGAAGUCCUUCCAGGCCGAGGCCAGGGCGACGCUCUUUGGCUUGCAAACACAGCUACAGACAUCGGAGCGACAGCUUCUGGAAGCGAAUGAGACCAUCGGUAAACUCACGGAGAAGGUUGAGGGCUUGGAGAACGCGUUAGCGGAAAAUCGCCGAAUUUUUGAGAUAAACCUUCAAGCGAUCCACAUAACCUACGUCAACUGCAUGGAAAAGGUCUUCGGACGCCUGCAAAGUGCAAUACUCUCCGACUUGGAUGACUUAAUACCCAUUAACGACACCCUCCACGAGGCGUAUUCCAACAAGUUCAAGAGUUUGAACCUACCCUGCUCUUUUGAGAACAUUUAG